AUGGUCGUCUUAGCAGCCUCAAUAUGUACCCGUGGUGGCAAGCCUCUCUUAUCAAGACAAUUCAGAGACAUUUCUAAAGACAGGAUCACUGCGCUCUUGGCCAAUUUCCCAAGCUUGAUUUCCAAUUCUGCCAGCCAACACACCACCGUUGAGGAUGAGAAUGUGAGAUAUGUGUAUCAGCCAUUGGAAGAAUUCUAUAUCGUUUUAAUAUCAAACAAGACGUCAAAUAUUUUGCAAGAUAUCGAUACGUUGCAUCUUUUUGCACUGGCUGUUUCAAAUUUGUUGCGUAAUGUUGAUGAGCGUGAGAUCUUUGAUUCGGCAUUUGAUAUAAUCGAUGCAUUUGACGAGAUUAUUAAUAUGGGGUAUAAGGAGAAUUUAACCAUUAGUCAAGUGCAAACGUUUUUGGAGAUGCAUUCCCAUGAAGAAAAAAUUCAAGAGAUUAUUGAGAGGAAUAAGGAGUUUGAAGCUGCUGAGGAAAGAAAAAGAAGAGCUAAGGAGAUUCAAAGAAGAGAGUUGGCAAAUAGAAACAAUGACGAUUUCGGUCAACGAUUUGGCGGUGGUGGUGCUGGCGGUGGUGCAUAUUCUAGCUUGAGCCAACCAACCGUGCAACAACCAGUGUAUCAACCUCCAUUACCCAUCGAAACUGAAAAAGAAACAAAAUCAACAUUCAGUUCAAGACCAAGAGGCGGGGGACUACAAUUGGGUAAAAAGACUAACAGGCCACUCGCACCAGCCAAUGAACCAUUGUUGAGUAACCAACAACCGGCAUUUGCCAGACCUUCUCAAUCAUCAUCUUCUUCUUCCACUCCAGCACAAUAUCAGCAAUCACCAGCACCGCCAUCCAAGACGGUGUCACCUGCUCCACAAGCCCCCAAAGUGCCCAACAACGGUAUCCUCAUCACUGUCAAUGAAAAGGUCAAUGCUCGUUUAUCUCGUGAAGGAUCGGUUCUUUCAUCUGAAGUCAAAGGCGAUUUGCAAUUGAGAAUCAAUGAUCAGUCCUUGGCCAACGCCAAGAUUUUGUUAAAGAUUAGUGACAAGGCCGACAAGAAACAGUACAAGACACAUCCAAAUGUCGAUCGAAACUUGUUUCAGAAUGAAAGUAUAUUGACAGUCAAGGACAAGUCAAAGACCUUCCCAUCAAACGACCAAGCUUUGGGUGUUUUGAGAUGGAGAUAUGUGGGUAAACAAGAUGACUUGACAUCAAUCCCCAUCUUGAUUACCGCUUGGGUGAACAUUGAUGAUAACGCAAUUGCUCAAGUCACGCUAGAGUAUGAGUUACCUGCUGAUUUUACAUCAUCGCAUCCAAACGACGCUUUCAAAGUUGAAAAUGUCAAGGUAUUGAUUCCAAUUGUGAGCCAUGAUGUUGUAUUACAAGAGGGCAAUGAUGCUAUAUCGUAUGACAUUUUGGACCAAACAGGAAUUGUAUUCAAUAUUGGGUCCAUUACACUCGACGACCCACAAGGGUCAUUUGAGUUUGCGGUUCCCGUCGAAGGCGGAGAUGAAGAAUCGUUGUUCCCCUUGGAAGUUCAAUUUGAUAUAAACAAUGUCGACUUGGUUGAAAGUGAUGUGUCCUUGGGAGGAGUCUCUGUCACUGAUGUCGUUUCGAAUGACGACGAUGAAAACUCUUUGCCAUUUGAUUUACACGCCAACAUCAUUUCAGAGAGCUAUAUAAUAGAAUAA
This is a messenger RNA of Lodderomyces theae, 1680 nucleotides long. RefSeq names its product coatomer subunit delta (gene RET2). Gene Ontology annotation, biological process: Golgi localization; endoplasmic reticulum to Golgi vesicle-mediated transport; retrograde vesicle-mediated transport, Golgi to endoplasmic reticulum. The record is from RefSeq and is a predicted model, not a curated record. Gene Ontology annotation, cellular component: COPI vesicle coat; cytosol. The coding region runs from base 1 to 1680 and encodes 559 amino acids. The transcript has a single exon. Lineage: Eukaryota; Fungi; Ascomycota; Pichiomycetes; Serinales; Debaryomycetaceae.